AUGACCGAACUCGAAAGCACUACAAACCUUGUAGUAUCUCCUGACUGGAGCUUACGAAUUAAUCCUCGUGCGUAUCCCUCGUAUACAACCCACACUCAACACUCGCACUUGUCUCCACAAGCUUCUCAACUUCAACACCAUCAACAGCAGUCUCAAUCACAACAGACCCAACGGCAAUCUACAAGUCCAAAUUCUCCUCAACAAGUGCAUCCAUAUCGCCAUAACCUGCUGCCUCCUUUGUCUGUGCCAACUAAUCCGAAUACUACUCCCACUGCGACCGUCAAUGGAUUAUCAUCCAAUAAUGAUACUAAAAGUAGCACUCCCACAUCAACUUGCAAUUCGCAGAUUGAUGCAUUCAGCAACACUACUGCGAGUAAGAAGAUGAGCACAUCGACUACUCCUGUUACAUCACCCACAAAGAAUCCGCAAGAUUUAGUUGUUGAGACACACAUCCAGGGGAAGCCUCCGUAUUCGUAUGCAACAUUGAUCACAUAUGCUAUUACGAAUAGUCGUAAUAAGCAGCUUACUUUAAACGAGAUCUAUAACUGGGUCAUGGAUAGUUAUCCAUAUUACAAGACAGCCGGAACAGGGUGGAAGAAUUCCAUUCGUCACAAUCUCUCCCUCAACAAGACAUUUGUCAGAGUCCCGCGUCCGAUAAACGAACCUGGUAAAGGAUCUUAUUGGACGGUCGACUUCAGAGCGGCCGAGGCAGAACAACAGCAUCGAUCUCGCAGUCGCAACAACCGCUCUUCGUCGGAUCCUACUCCUUUUCGCCCAGAUACAUGGCCAUACGACACGAGCCGACGCUUCCGAGAACCAAUCACAUCAGUACCUGAUGUAUCUCGUUCUCCAUACUUGGGGGUAGUAAAUGAUUAUAACAAUAUGGCUGCUAACAUGGCUGGUUAUCGACGAUUGACUACGCCCAGAUAUCAUCGUGGUGUCGGUCAAUCGUACCUACCUUCAACCGGAAUAAAUGAUACGACUUUGGCACAAUCGACAAUGCCAUAUACCGCCGGUGCUGGCAUCGGUAAUCUCACUGCAGUUAAUUACGACCUACCAUAUGAUACGAAUUCUAUUCACAGUCAUACUACGUCUCAUGUAGAUACGCACGCAUUUUCUGCUUAUGGAACAAAUCCUAUCUACCAAUCACCCAUUGCAACUACACACGCUGAGGCAGCUAAUGGUGUAUCGCACUCUGGUUUUACUAGUCAUGUCAACCCGAUGCAUUCACCUACUGUUAAUGAAUAUGAUAAUUUCUAUCAUCCACCGUCGUAA
Paraglomus occultum is the source of this 1275-nucleotide messenger RNA. The record is from the annotation of a GenBank genome assembly. Lineage: Eukaryota; Fungi; Glomeromycota; Glomeromycetes; Paraglomerales; Paraglomeraceae.